Molecule: messenger RNA, 3317 nt
Organism: Lucilia cuprina (Australian sheep blowfly)
Lineage: Eukaryota; Metazoa; Arthropoda; Insecta; Diptera; Calliphoridae
Exons: 6
Coding region: 104-2353 (749 amino acids)
Source: RefSeq, a predicted model, not a curated record
AAUACAUUCCUUCUUUUUUUAGAAAAAUAAUACACUCACACACAACUAUAACCUAACAAAUCAUGAUUUAACCAUAAAAUAAAUCAAAUUAUUUUUAAUACAAAUGGAAACCAAAAAGCUGACAAAUGAUACAAUAUUAAAGAGUAACUAUGAUAGCAUCAUCAGUGAUACUAAUUUCAACCCAACAACAACAACAACAAUGGGUUUCAAUGAUGAAAAUAGUAAUAGUUCCUGUGGUACAACAAUAACAAUGUCAGCAAUAGCUAAAACAAUGGCAUCAACAAUUGCAAGUACAGAUGAACAAAAUAAUUCAACGACAACGGAAAGAUCACCUCUGCAGAAAGCAGAAAGUUUUGGUUGCGAUUCUUCAUUAAUGAGUUGCUGCAGCGAAGACGAAGAAACCGAUAAUGGCGAAGACAUAGAAAAUGCAUUUGAAAAUGAAAGUGAUAGAGAAAAUGAAAUAUUCUACGACAGUACAAAUGAGAGUGAAGAUUAUGACGGUGAGCCAGCGAAUAAAAAACGAACUGAAAAUGAAGAAAUAACUAAUUAUUCCGAAGAAGAUUGUGGUUUAUCAAAAUUGUACCUGAAUGAUAUUGAAAUCGAUAGUAAGGAGGAAGAUCAAACUGUAACGGAAUUGGUGAAUGUCACAGAGAAAGAUAAAAUAAUGCAAGUGAAAGAAAAUAAAAGUAUGCGUGUGGCCUUUGGUGUUAUUUUGCGUUUAAUAUUUCCUUUGGCCAAUGGUGUGGUUCAAGGUAUUAAGGGUAUACGGGAUGUGCGUUUUUUAAAGGUUAUACGUAGUAUUGCUUCCAGUCGUCAGGCUUUAACUAAUCUAUUUGCUUUUGCUGCUAAUACUAUAUCCCUAAAUUUAUCCUCUGUACAAGUAUCUCAUCGUAUUGAGCCUAUACUAAAAUUACUAAAAAUACGUAAAUCUCGUGAUGGCAUAGAAAGUUUACCGGAUUCACCCACCCUACCAAAUGGUCCAGACGCAUUAACGCCACCUUCAUCUCCCAACUCAACGGCACCCUUAUUUUCCCCCUUCUCCCCAGAACCUCGCUAUUCGUUGCCUAAUUUUCCAAAUAAUGGCAAAAAACUAUCCAUUGAGGAAUAUGUAGCCACAAAAUGCUGUACACUUAAUAUUUUAGCCGAACCUCCGGCGGGUGAACCGAUUCGUGCCGAUAUAGUUUUCAUACAUGGUCUUCAUGGUUCAUUGGUGAAUACUUGGAAACAGGGUUUGUGGGAAAAUGAAAGAAGACCGGUUGAGUUUCAACGACCUCCUAAACCACCAGUGCGACCACCAAAGCGUCCCAGACAUUCUCGCACAAGUGCCGUACAUCCCCCGCAUCAUAAGAAGAGAGCGCGAUUUGCUCAUGCAGAUGUCCAUCAUCGUCAUUCGCAUGAAAGAGAUUCGAUCGAUGAAGCCGAUGAUAAUAACUUUUCCUAUAUAUGCGGCGAACCCAUAGAUAUUCAAAUAUGCGAUGGCAUCGAAUACAGUUUUCCCACCUUCCGUUUGCGUAUGCAUGACAAUGGUCGCCUCCUACAAGCUGAACAUGAUUCCAAACGUCAAGAUGACAAUAACAAAUCAAACGACAAGGAUUCCACCAAAAACAACAACAACAAUACCAAUGAUAAUAAAGAACAAACUAGAAAAGGUAAAUCAUCAAAACCUUCACCCAACGAUCCAAACUAUUCUCGCUGCUGGCCGGGAGAUUGGUUGCCUAUAGAUUGUCCAGGAGUGCGUGUGAUUGCCUUAAACUAUACCACAGAUCAGCAUUUAUGGCGACCUCUGUGGAAAAAGAAAGAACCACGUUCAAAUUUAAUACAACGUGCCAGAGAAAUGACUGAACUAUUGAUCAAGCAACGUGUUGGCUAUGGUCAUCCCAUUAUAUGGGUGGGACAUUCGAAAGGAGGUCUAUUUAUAAAGCAAAUUAUUGUGGAUGCUUGGGAGAGUGGUCGACCAGCAGCGGCACCAUUUUGGCGUUCGGCUAGAGGAGUAUUUUUCUAUUCUGUACCUCAUCGUGGCUCACAUUUGGCUUCAAUAAAGGCACCACUUUUAUUAAGAUCAGUGGAGUUGAUUGAUAUUGAAAAAAAUAAUAAAUAUCUGGUGGAUUUACAUCGUCGUUUUGCUGGUCUAUAUCAUUUGGGCCAUUUAAAGAUUGAGGUAUUUAGUUUCGUCGAAACAGCCUUGACCUUGAUGUCGGUACUGUAUAUGCGUAUUGUAGGUGUAGAUUCUGCAGAUCCCGGCUUUGGUGAUGUCUGCGGCAUACGAUUGGAUCAUCGUGAAAUUUGUAAACCCCGCAGUCGUGAUUGUAUUUUGUAUAAACAACUAGUUAAUAUGAUUAACAAAGUUUGUUAAAUAUUAUUUUAUACGAUAUUUUAUGUUUGAUAUUCAUAUUUGAAUUUGUUAUUUAAUAAUUACCCUUUUUGUAAUUAAUCACUAGUUUUUAAGAGAAACCUAGAAAUGGUUCAAAAUAAUAUUAGAAUGGUUCUAUAUAAGAAUUGUGAUCGAGUUAAACGAAAUGUGAUGAGUUGAUAUUCAAAAUAAAUUCAAAAUAUAUAUAUUUUUAUAAUUGUUACAAUUACUACCACAUAAUAGAGAAAGGAAGCGAAAGUUAAUCAAUAUUGUUAUGUUGUAACAACUAAAAAAUAUUUGAAAGAAAUUAAAAUUUUCAAAAAAUAGCUUUCGAUUUUUAUACUUCAUGAAAAGAUUUAUUAUUUUGUUACCAAAUUUAUUAUUAAUAAUGAAUUUGUAUACUAUAAAUUUUAUUUUGUGAUCAAUUGAUAUUCACGUUUGUUUGUUUUUUCUUUUCAACUAUAUUUUAAUUUAUUUGUAAGACCCAAAGAAGUCACUUUAAUAAAAGCAGGCGUAUUUUAAGAUGAAAUAAUCAUUUUUGGGAAAGUUGUCAACAACUUUUUUUUAAAUAAUUAAUAAAAUAUUGUUUUUUUAAUUAAUUAUAAAAAUAUGCAUGUAUUUACAAAAUAUAAACUAAUUAUUAGGUUAUAUCUAUUUAAUUAUUACUUUAUUGCUAUUCGUUUGAUAUUAGUUUUAUGUGUAGAUUUAUUUUAAAAAAUUUUAAUAUAUUGCUAAUGUAAUAAGCUAAAGGCGCGGAUAUAUAGUAUGAUAUUUUUAUAUCUGGUGGUAUUCUUAGGUUUAAUGUUUAAAAUUUUUAGUAAAAUUUUGAUAUUGACCUAAUAUGCCUGAAUAUGCAAUUAAAAACUAUUUUUGAUAUUGUCUAGUAUCGCCAGAUAUAUUCCAACCAUUAUGCGGCUUUUAAAGAAUUAGGUUUUUGUUUAAUAAAAACUUUUAAAAUAAAAUAAAA